AUGGCAGAUUUUCAACCCAAGAGCAUUCUCAUUUUCGGCGCUACCGGCAACAUCGGGCGAUAUAUCACCAAUGCUGUCGCCAAUGCGCAACCAGCAUUCGAUCAGGUGGCCAUCUUCACCUCGGAAGACACAGUUACCAGAAAACCAGGAUUGAUCAAAGAGCUCAAGUCAAAGGACGUCAGGAUCAUCACGGGAGAUGUCAAUAAUCCUGAAGACGUAAAGAAGGCUUACCAAGGCGUCGACACUGUCAUCAGUGCAGUGGGACGCAAUGUCAUCGAGACACAGAUUGAGCUCUUCAAACUCGCAGCUGAGUCUGGUUCAGUGAAGUGGUUUUUCCCUUCAGAAUACGGCACGGAUAUCGAAUACGGCCCUCAGAGCGCCAGUGAGAAGCCCCAUCAGCUGAAGCUCGAGGUACGAAAGUACAUCCGUGAGAACUCCAGUGGUCUGAAGUAUACUUUUGUCGUCACGGGACCAUAUAUCGAUAUGUAUUUUACCCUCUCGCCUGAUGUUAUUGAAGCUGGAGGGUUUGAUCAUAAGAACAAGAAGGCGGUUUUGAUUGAUAAUGGGGAGGGCAAGAUUGGCUUCACAACUAUGCCUGAUGUUGGAAAGGCUGUAGUCGCCGCUCUUCAUCAUCCCGCAGAGUCUUUCGACCGCGCUCUGAUAGUCCAAUCCUUCGUCGUGAACUCUAAGCAGAUUCUCAAGGAGCUUGAGAAGCAGACUGGAGGUGAACCGUGGGAGGUUUCAAGCUAUACUCUAGAUGAGUUGAGGGAAGCAGAGAAGAAGGGGUGGGCAUCUGGAAACCCCAAGGCUGUUUCAUAUACACUUCGACGAAUCUGGUCUGAAGGCGGCACACUCUAUGAAAAGACAGACAAUGAGAGGAUUGGACUCAAGGAUGAAGACCUGGAGACUCUGGAGGAUGCUGUUAAGAGGGAACUUACGACUGGAUACUAA
Molecule: messenger RNA, 951 nt
Organism: Fusarium musae
Lineage: Eukaryota; Fungi; Ascomycota; Sordariomycetes; Hypocreales; Nectriaceae
Exons: 2
Coding region: 1-951 (316 amino acids)
Molecular function (GO): oxidoreductase activity
Source: RefSeq, a predicted model, not a curated record